GCAGUCAGUCGGUCAAGACUAGGCCUUCUAACUCAUCUUCCGGGGUUUCGGAUAGACCACUAAGACCAGCCCGCAAGCCAAAGUUGAGUGUUCUGUGGAGGCACCAGGAGCCUGCUUGUCUGAAAAACCGCGCUUUGAAAAAAAUCAUUCCACGAAAAAAACAAGCACAGGUAAUAUAAAAACCACGUUGUUGGCUGUGUGAAAGAAGGACAAUGGUGAAUUUUGAGUGAUGAACUUGACACCUGACACUUGACUGCUUCUAGCUGGAAACCAUAGCUUUUGUUCACCUUUCUCAAGAGACAAUAUGGCUGCCGAUAUCGAUGCGGGACUGCUAAUAUCAUUAGUGAAAGGGAGACCACCUCUGUGGAACAAGCUUCAUGAAGAUUAUAAAAGCCGAGUGUGUACUUCCCAAGGCUGGAAAGAAGUCUGUCGUGGACUCAACCAGGGCUAUGACAGAUUGUCCUUCAUAAAUAAGACUAAAUACGAAGAAUUGGUGAAAAAGAAAUGGAAAAACGUGAAAGAUCAGUACAUCAAGGCACUCAAGAGACGGAAAGGGAGGCAAAACUCCAAGGGGAAGUCAAAGAAGAACUAUAUCUAUCAUGCUCAGUUGUCUUUCCUGAAAAGGAAUAUGGAAGUGGAUGCAGGAGAAGAAUCUGAGUCCAGCAUUAAAGUUGAAGCGAAUGAAUCCCCUGAGGAACAAGAGGAAGGUAAUGGUGAAACUCAGGAAAGCCCAUCCGACAAUGAAACUAUUCCAGUCAGUGUUUUUGUGUCUGAUCCAGUCACUUCUGUUGUGUCCAAUCCAGUUACUGUUCUUGAUGAGCCAAGUCGGAAGAGGAGGAAAGACAACAACUAUGAGAUAGAGAUUGUGGAUCACUUGUCGCCCAGAGAGGAUCGCCAUCUAUUCUUUUUCAAGGGGCUUCUUCCUUCCCUCCUGGAGUUUUCUGAUGACGAGACUCUUAAGUUCCAGUCUUCUGUUAUAAAUGUGAUCCAGGGCAUAAAGAGAGCACGCUUAUUACCACAAUAGAUUUGACUGUAGGUACGCGAUUCUUUUUUAAUCAGAUCGUCUGUCUGUCCUGGAUACCUAUCUCCCAAAUCAAUCCACCGUCUGCCCCCCCCCCCCCAAAAAAAAAUAAUUUGAAAAUUAAAAAAAAAAAAAAAAAAAGCCCCAAGGUGCUGUAUGAGAUUCCCACAUUCUGUUUCAGUUACAGUAUAACACGGAUAGCUCGAAUUUGUCGGAACCAGCCUCGGUAGUUUGAGGGAUCCAUAGUUCGAGGGAUACGUGAAAAGUGUUAUAAUGGCAUCCGCUGUUUCAGAGAAUCAAGGGAAGCAACAAAGAUUGGGUUGGAAUAGAGAUUUUUCUUUUUUCGGCCAUUGUCCUUGAUUAGAUAGGUUAUACAUGUGCCUGUUAACUUGAAUUUGAAAUUCUGAGACAAUUUAAAGUUGUCAGAUUGAGAAUGAGAAACAUGAUGAGCAACGCUUUCGAGUUCGAUCGGGAAUAAGCCUUCCGGUACAUACACCAAGACAGUUUAAUUGCGCACGUCACUGUGAGCAGUCUUUAGUCUGCAUCAAUCGAAUGGUGCCUUUUAAAAUUUUUCAAAACACAAACAGUUUGACAAGAUGCUAUCGCAAGAGUAAUCAACGACACUAUGACGAAACAAUUCCACCCUACCCCGCCUCUUCCACCAAGUGUGCAUUCUUUUGCAAAGAGGGGUGACUGGGCCGAUCGUGUGAUACACAGCGCCUCCUCUCACCCACUCCACACAAGCCUAGCUAGCUAGGCCUAGGACCUAGGCAUGUGCAGAGAGCACUCAUGUCGAGCUGUGGGCUAAAAAUAGCACAUCCUGCUGGUUCUGUGGAAGGGGGGGGGGGGAGAGGUAGUAUGUUACCGACCUUGGCUUUUCCCGUUUUUUAAAUGAUUAUUUUCAUAUAUUAUUAUUAUUAUUACUAUUAUUUUGUCUCAAGUGCCCCUUAAAGGACAUUGACUUUAAACCUCGGGUGCGCAAUUAUUUCGACUAUUCCGUGUUUGUGUUUAAGCUUCGCGUAGUUUACUUACAAAGAUAAAGAAGAAGAAAUAUGGGGCUGUAAGCACAGUUCAAUGGAUGAGUGAUUUCGAGUAAUCCGUAUUUAAGCUAUCUAGGUUAUACUGUAUACUUUAAUUAACCCUGAUACUAUCCUUUGUAGAGGGAUGUUUGUGCUUGGAGUGAAUAGCAAGAACCAACACACAUUGCAGUAUUGCUUAAAAGAAAUUAUCUCAUAAUAGUUAAUUUGAGUACAUAUGUAAAGAGAUGUUAUGCCACCCUCCUCAUAGUUUUUAAAAAGACAGGGUGACAAUUGGAUUGCAAUAUUAGUCGCAAACAAUAUUGUCCUUUAGAACUUUUGAGAAUUUUAUUUAAGGCGUCCAAAU
Molecule: messenger RNA, 2404 nt
Organism: Aplysia californica (California sea hare)
Lineage: Eukaryota; Metazoa; Mollusca; Gastropoda; Aplysiida; Aplysiidae
Exons: 4
Coding region: 305-1024 (239 amino acids)
Biological process (GO): regulation of transcription by RNA polymerase II
Cellular component (GO): nucleus; transcription regulator complex
Source: RefSeq, a predicted model, not a curated record